UUGAUUAAACUACAGUAAACUGCUCCUUGAAAAGAUCAGUGCAUCAGUUGAGCUUUAGUCAGCCACAUCAUCCUGUAAAUUGCUUUCAAGAUAAGCCAGUACAUAAAUUCUCUUUGCACAGAUACGUUACUUCAGAACAGUCCUCCUACAGACAGAAACAUGGCAUAUAAUGGUACUUGGAAAAUAGACAGAAAUGAAAACUAUGAGAAGUUCAUGGAGGCGAUGGGUGUUAACAUGAUGAAAAGAAAGCUAGGAGCCCACGAUAAUCUGAAGAUCACUAUUCAGCAAGAUGGAAACAAAUUUACUAUCAAAGAAUCAAGCAACUUCCGUACCAUAGAUAUUGAAUUCACUCUGGGAGUCAAUUUUGAGUACAGUCUGGCUGAUGGGACUGAACUUACUGGUUCUUGGAACAUGGAAGGAAAUAAACUUGUAGGAACGUUUACUAGAAAAGAUAAUGGAAAAGCACUCACAGCAUACAGAGAAGUCAUAGGUGAUGAACUUGUUCAGACCUACAGAUAUGAAGGAGUUGAAGCCAAGAGAGUCUUCAAAAGGGACUAAGUACUUCACCCAGAACAGCACUAGAAUAAAAAAACAAUGAAAAAAGAUCAUUUUUCUACAUAUCCUCUACUUUUUUUUCCUUCUAUCCCCUCACAGCACCUCCUAAGCUGCAAUUACUUAGCCCUGUUGAAAACAGAGGCUAGUUCCUUAUGUUUACUGUUUUACCUUGAAUAAAUAAAAUCCAAUUACAAUUUGAUACAAAUGCUAAAAUGUUACUUGUACCAAGUCCUACCUGAGUGCCAUACUGUAAAAGGCUGCAAAAACUAUUUUGUAUAAGCAGAACGUCAAUAUUUUUUUGCACUGCUUCUCAAAUGGCAACUUAGUUUCCUUACCAUAAUAUUUAUAUUGAUAAAGAGUUUCUCUGUGUAUUGAAUAUUGUGUAAUAAGGAUGACAAAACCUAAAAGAAACCUAACAACACCCAAGUCUCUAAGACUAUUUUAUGUAAAUAUAAAUAUGGAAUAAACAAAAUAUGGUGUGAUAAUACAGCUCACUUGGAGGACUUAAAUGAUAUCCCAUUGAUACCUUGCUCAUUUCAAUAGGAAUAAUAUA
Harpia harpyja (harpy eagle) is the source of this 1108-nucleotide messenger RNA. RefSeq names its product fatty acid binding protein 2 (gene FABP2). Bases 160 to 558 code for a protein of 132 amino acids. The record is from RefSeq and is a predicted model, not a curated record. Gene Ontology annotation, cellular component: nucleus; cytosol. The transcript has 4 exons. Lineage: Eukaryota; Metazoa; Chordata; Aves; Accipitriformes; Accipitridae. Gene Ontology annotation, molecular function: fatty acid binding. Gene Ontology annotation, biological process: fatty acid transport.